GAGGUUCCACCUAGACAACCAACAACUAUCCUCACUACAGAUGUAGUACAGUCUUUUAUGUUAACCUCUAUGGAAAACCAAGCUCAAAUGGCUCAGAUGAUGCAAACACUGGUCACUAACCAGGCCAUGAUGCAACAGGCCAUUCAACAGGCAACGCUGCAACAGACAACAUUACAACAGACAGCGAUGCAACAGGCAGCUACGCAACAGGUAGCAAUACAACAGACAGCAUUGCUGGGAAACAGAGACUCUGGAACUAUGACCAUAGAGGCUCGUUAUCUUAAGGAUUUUCAGAGGCAGAAACCGCCUUCCUUCGAAGGUGGCAAAAUAGAUCCUAUUGCAGCAGAAAAUUGGCUUGAGGCCAUGGAAAAAGCCUUCUUUUACAUGAACUGUCCGCUGGAAUAUCAGGUUCACUGCGGAACGUAUAUGUUGGAAGGAGAGGCUCAUUUGUGGUGGAAGGGUGCUAAGAAGUUGAUUGCACCUCUUGGAGAGCCUAUCUCUUGGCCUCAGUUCAAAGAGGCUUACCUCCGCAAAUAUUAUCCAGUCGCUGCUAGAAUGAAGCUGCAAGCAGCAUUUCAUGAACUCAAACAGGGUGACCUAUCUGUGGAGGAUUAUGAUCAGGAGUUUAAUAGAUUGUCUAGAUUCUCUCCUAUAUAUGUCAGUACUGAAGAGCUUAAGGCUGAACGUUUUAUCGCCGGCCUAAGGGAGAACAUUAGAGGUUAUGUGGCAUCACAGGCAUCCUCAGACUAUACAGCAGCUCUUAAGAUGGCUACCCUCAUAGAUGCACCUCGCACUGACAGAUUACAAGCAGGGUCAACCCAAAACUCCCAGAUCGCAGUCCAGGGAAAACAGAUAAAUCGAAAUCAUCCCAGGACUAACAGACCACCCCGCGGUGGCACUGCCAAUCGCGGAAGAACCCCGGCACAGAACAGGAAUCAAUGUCUUAAGUGUCAGCGUACUCACCAGGGAGAAUGUCGCCUGGGGACUAAUGUAUGCUAUAAUUGUGGCCAGAUGGGACACUAUGCAGCAAAUUGCCCUCAACAGAGAGACGAUGUCACUAAUCGACCUGUAGCAAAGAAUCAAAGGGGUCGGGGUGCCCAACAGCAGCAGGGGCGAGCUGUAGCCCAUGCAACUACAGGCAGGCAGGCCGAUGCACCUGACGCGGUUGUUACAGGUACGUGAGGCGUCGAGUCAAGAGAGGGCGCGUCGAUCGAUGUGGGUUGUCACAGAGGAAGCGUGUCCCGGGGCGUCAGUCUAGUUUACUAAAUAGUACACUUUGUCUCACAUGUUCCUUUCCUUGUUUUUCUUUUACCUAGGCACUUAUGUCCUUCUAAUAAAGAUAUGUUUUUCUUUUGAAACAAAUGAUUUCCUUGAAUUUCUCGUUUAUGCAUUACAUGUCAUACAAUGUUAGUCACGGCUUAAUUUGGGGUCGUGACAGUUAUGGUCAUCGAGUAUGAAGGUUAGAAUUCAUGAAAUAACUCAUGAAACAUUAAGAGUCAGGGCAUUUUUGCUGACCUUUAGUCGA
This is a messenger RNA of Cucurbita moschata (crookneck pumpkin), 1525 nucleotides long. RefSeq lists its product as uncharacterized. The coding region runs from base 58 to 1182 and encodes 374 amino acids. The transcript is spliced from 2 exons. Lineage: Eukaryota; Viridiplantae; Streptophyta; Magnoliopsida; Cucurbitales; Cucurbitaceae. The record is from RefSeq and is a predicted model, not a curated record. Gene Ontology annotation, molecular function: nucleic acid binding; zinc ion binding.